AUGGCAGGGUCAACUGUUGGAGGCACCGAUGAGAUCUCGAAGACUUCUUGGCAGCGAUGGCGGCCUUUACCGUACUUGCUGGUCAGCAUUCUGAAUGCCACAGCGGCAGUUUUGCUCUAUCCUGCAAGUGUAGAGCUCUCCGCUGCUGACGACGUUAACAGUGCCUCGUGCGAUGAUUUCACCCGGUUCUCCUUCUGCAUGCUCAUGUCGGCGAGUUUUUGGGCUGGUUGCGUGGCAGCCUCUCUUACGACCAAAGUGCAAGCUUCAGCUCACGCAAAGUCAGCUUGCGGCUGCGCCAUGGCUAUUUGGUUUCAUUCCAUGUUGGCAUCCAUGAGCAUGCGCAGUCCAAGUUGCAGGUACGGCCUCGCACCCGCACAUUGGUAUGAAACCUUUGCAGUGUGCAGAUUGGUGUCGAAAACCAUCGGUUUGCUCUGGAUUCAGAUGCUCAUUGCUUCACAGCUGAAUCUGCUGGAGCAGUCCUCAAACAGGCAAUACCGCGCACGGUGCUUCCACAAGUUUGUCAUGGUGCAAAUCGCCGCCUCUGCAUCGACUGCACUUCUGAUGCUUGUUGGCCGGAUUGUCCCUGGUCUUUGGCCGACUGCAAUGCUGUUGAUUGUGCUGAUAGCUGUCUUGGCCGCAUUGUGCAACCUGGCAGCAAGCAGGGUGGCCAUCGGCUCCCUAGCCAAGACCUUCUUCCAGUUGCAGCGCACGUUGCACGCUGCAGAGCUUAACGACACGCCGGUGCCUGUGAGGUCUUCCUUGAGACUGGCUCGAAGAUUUGCUGCUUUGCAAGUGAUGGGCGUGGCUUUCAGCUUCCUGCUCACGCUCUUACCAGUUAUCGGACUUGUCAUUUGUUGCUUGUUCUUCGAUCCUUUCGACUCACCAGGUUUUGAUGUUGAUGACUAUCAUGCGAUCCGGGCUAUAGCCAGCAUGGAUCCGUAUGUUAUUGUUUUCUGGCGAGAAUCAGGCCUGAAAGUGAGGGAGGGAGACACUGGAAAUCCGCUGGCUUGGUUCACUGUUUUCUUUCAGGCUUUUGUUGUGGUUGGGAACGCGGCGGUGGUGCUGCUCCUUUCUGGGGGCAACAGACUGCCCCAGGUAAACAAGCAACCGUGCCAAUGCUGCGGAUGGACGUGUUGCUGCGUACGCCUCCGACAGAGCAGAGCAGUGCCCGCAAAGGAACCCGACUGGAGUCCACUUUGGAAAGAGAAAGUCGAAGAGCUCGCGUUGCGGGGCAUAACUCUGCGCAGCGAUUUGCUCUUCUGUCAAAGAGAGCUUUUCUCCAUGCCAGGCUGGCAAUAUGUGCCCUGUGAACACAAAACUAGAGAUGUGGUCCGCAGGGCGAUCAUUCCUCUCACCAGCAAGGAGGAAUCUUCAUAUGCAGUGUCAAUGUUUAACAGGGAAGGUUCUCGAAGACCCCAGGUCAUGGUGACCCACAACUGGGGCAAUUGUUUCAAAGACUUGCUGGCAGCCGUAAUUUCCGAUGCACUGCAAGAGUGCAGCUUCAGCUUGGCAGCAAGGCUACUGGAGGACGACUUCGAUUUCCUUUGUCAGCUCCUGGCUAAGAGUGGUCGCUUAGGUGACACGUAUUGGAUUUGCGCAUUUGCGGUGAACCAGCAUGCUUGCAUCUGCCACAGCAACCCUUACGACCGGGACCCCAUUACAAAUGAGUUGCAUCCGGUCUGCAACUGCAGCAGCGUGAACAUUAUUGAUCCAGAUGGCAGAAGUACUUCAUCAGAGAUCAACAAGUUCGAUGACAUGAUGUACCACCUUGCAGGAGCCGGAGGCUGCAGGCAGGUAAUUGCGGUGGACGAGUCUCUUGAUUUGUUUCGUCGUGCUUGGUGUGUCGCUGAGAUUGCAGAAGCCAAGCGUCUGCAUAUGAACCAGGCGCUGAAACUUGCAUCCAGAGCGACCAUCAUGCAGCGCGCACGCACCUUAGAGAACUUAGAUGUUCGGAGCAUGUCUGCAUCUUCCGAAGCGGACAAAGAGCUCAUACUUAACAAGAUCCAUCAAAGCAGGAACAUUGAGCAGUUCAAUGCGGAGCUUCAAUCCCUCAUUUUUGAUCCGAAGGCCGGCCUGCUGGAGUCCUGGAACGCCAUGGACAGUUUGCAGCAAACUGGAGAAGUCGGCCGGUUAAUUCGAUGGGGACAGGCGGAUGCAGGCACCGGCAAGGUCUGGAAAGCAUGGGAAGCCCAUGGUUGA
Symbiodinium natans is the source of this 2199-nucleotide messenger RNA. The record is from the annotation of a GenBank genome assembly. NCBI's taxonomy places the organism in Eukaryota, Dinophyceae, Suessiales, Symbiodiniaceae.